Messenger RNA from Nicotiana tabacum (common tobacco), 743 nucleotides. The record is from RefSeq and is a predicted model, not a curated record. NCBI's taxonomy places the organism in Eukaryota, Viridiplantae, Streptophyta, Magnoliopsida, Solanales, Solanaceae.
AUGAGUUUAUUUCUUUUAAUUUUCUUCUCCAUUGGAGCUCUGGAACUAGAAAUUAAACAAUGUCUGGCGUAUGGAUAUUCGACAAGAAAGGCGUUGCCCGUUUGAUCACAAACCCUACUCGCGAGUCCUUCGAGCUAAUGCAACCAACAUAUCCAGGCAGUGGUACAGCUACUGCACCCGGAGCGCGCCCGAAGGUGCUAGUGUAUCUACCAGAGAACCAAGUGAUAAGUUCCUAUGUUGACCUAGAGAAGAUACUCAUUGAGCUUGGAUGGAGUCACUACAACAAUCCAAUAAGGUCAGAUUUCAUGCAGUUCCACAAGUCGGAUGACUCUGCACAUCUCAUCUCACUUCCUAAGGAUUUUAGAAACUUCAAAUCUCUACAUAUGUAUGACAUCGUUGUCAAGAAUCCAUCUUUCUUUGAAGUCCGGGAGCCAUUUGGCUAGCCUUUAUCAGGGGCAGAUUUAGAGCAGAGGCGGAUCCAGGAUUUGAGCCUUAUGGGUUCCUACCGUAAUUUCAGAUCAAUAUGCAAUAAUAACUGGGUUCGCAAUUAGAUAUUUACAAAUAUUUAGUAAAUUUCUUAAUAUAAAUACAGGGCUAUACACAAAAGUUACUGGGUUCCCGGAAACCCGUAUUCUAUGCUCUAGGUCCGCCCCUGAUUUAAAGUGUCAUUUACGGAUUCAUAUAAACUUUUGCUCAUAUUGUAUAUGUAUUACGAAAUUUUAAAAAAAUUUAUAAAUAUUUGA